AUGAGUGAAUUAAGUCAAGAGGAGAUUAGAAGACGACGGUUAGCAAGGCUAGCAGCUCUUGGAGGAACAGGUCCCUCACCAGCUCCUAUAAGCCCUCCAGUCACACCCAGUGCCUCUGUUCCAUCAGACGUCUUAAAUACACAAUCUACACGUCUAUCACCCACAUCCUUGCCAAGAAGCUCUACAGAAAAUACACCAGACACAAAUACAGGACAAAAUUAUUCUGAGAAUAAAAAUGGAGUAUCAGAUCAAUCGAAAAUAUCAGCAGAUGGUUUAAUAGUUACCGAAAAGACAGAUAAUAACUUAUUAGAUGAGAUGCCUGAUACCAAAAUGACAGAUUUAUCUCAAACAAGACAAUAUAACAGCUUUGAUUCAAUGGGUGAUGACACUUUAUUAAGCUGUGGAUCUGUUAGAGUGGGGGCAUUACCACAGUCUACUGUAAGUGGAUCUGAAGGAGUCUCCAUUAGAGAAGACAGUACUUCUAGGUCAAUAUCUCCACCCCAAUUUGUUGAACCACCACCUGUCAGGCCAAGGAUAAGCAAUGCUUCUCCAAGCUGCUCUAGACGCUCUUUAUCAAUGGAAGUAGAUGAUGUUUCGGAAAGAAAUUCACAGUCAGAAAAUCAACAAGAGCCAAUGGAGGUAGAAGAAAAUGAUAAUCUUCAAUCACCAUCUCAUACAGUUAAAUUUACUGAGCUGACAGAAGAACAGUUAAGAAUUAUUGUAGGCAAAAUGUUACAAGUUACCUGGUCUGAAGAAAGUUCUGGGGGAAUUUUUGUACCAUCUGUAGCUGCAGCAUUACUUGAUAAUCCUAAGCUAUCCAUAGACGAAUUAGCAUCAGAAGCUUUAAUGGAUGUAAUGUUGCAAAUAGUCGAUGGAUCAGACCCUUUAAAUCACAAAGCACUAGUUGUACUCCUUAUGAAGCAAUCAAUGAAAGAAUUGAGCGAAGAGUGUGUUGAUGAUCUCUUUGCAAAAGACCCAAAUCAUUUGGAUAUGGAGACUGAAGAGGGAGAAUGUCCAUCACCACUUCUACCUUUACCAAAAGACAUUACUAAUCAAGCAUUAGCUGUGAGCUAUUUACUAAAAUUCUACUACAAUGUUAAUGUUUAUGAAAGAGAUAACCCAAAAAAAAGUUCAGUGCCACCAUUGAGUGAUUUGAUUUUAAGUAUGCAAUCUUUAAUAGUUGAUCACUUAGUCUUAGUGUUGAGAAGGAAAUUUGACUUGCAAAAAAGUAGAAAGUCACCACUUCUUCCAUAUCUUAUGACUGGAAAUACGCCAACUGGUCUCAUUCCUGAAAUACUAUUAAACACAUAUGAGGAUCAAGAAGCUCUGGAUGAGGUAUUUGUGCCAUUACUAAUGGGUAUACGUGAAGAGAUGCGUCGACGUGUGUCACCUCUUGUAAGUCGGGGUGAGAGCGCAGCCAUAAGGGCGCUCCGGUCCCUGUGUGAACUGAGGGAUGGACCAAGACAUUCUGCCAGACCGAUCUGUGCGCUCAUAGCUCGUCUUCCCAGUCUAUGUCCAGAGUCAGUCACCACUGCACCAGGACGGGAAAUUGCUAGAGUCAGCUUCCUUGGACCUUUCUUUGCUAUGUCAUUAUUCGCCGAAGAGAACCCGCUUUUCGCUGAACGAAUGUUUGCAACGGGAACGGAUCAAAGCCUUGCAUUUGCGCUACAGAGGGAAGUUGAAGCCAGUCGAAACACAUUGCACAGCAUAUGCCAUAAUAUCCUUUUGUGUCCCGAAGCAAGAGAACCAUUCCUGAUGUACUUUGCGGCUUUGCUGCAGAGGAAUGAGAGAAGAGCACGGUUGCUGACGGAUGAGAGAUCGCUGGCUGGUGAUGGUUUCAUGUUGAACGUGUGUUCGGUACUUCAAUUGCUAUCCGUUCGGAUCAAGCUAGAAGAGAGGGUGUACCCGCUAUACACCUUUCAACCGGGCACAUGGCUAAAUAUACGUGAUGAGACGAGGCUGUUCUUCACCAAUCAGGAGGCACAGGAUUGGCUGGAUGCGCUUAAUAAUGACCCAAGCCAUUCCUGGCCUGAAGCAAAAUUCCAGACAAUUUGCUGGUUCCUCACACUUCACAUGCAUCAUGUCGCUCUUAUACCCGCCUUGCACACGCAUCAGAGAAGAAUCCGCGCAUUCCGUGAUCUACAAAAGGUGAUUGAAGAAUUAAUGGCCGCCGAACCACAAUGGCGGAACAGUUUCACGGCAGUACGGAAUAGGGAAUUACUUCGUCGGUGGAAACGUCAGAUAAAAAGACUACAUAGGUCAAAACAGUGCGCUGAAACAGCGCUUUUAGACCCGGAGUUAAUGCGUCGUGGGGUACAAUUCUAUUCGUCUGUAUGUGCGUUACUCGUGAAGCAAUUGGAUGCAGCUCGCGAUGCACCGGACGCGCCUUUUUCGUCGCCUGCGCACGCCUUUAAAGCCACGCCCGAGUGGUACGUCGAAGAUGUCGCGGAGUUCAUGCUAUUUGCCGUUCAAUACGUCCCACAAAUCGUGGCAUAUUACAUAGAGGACCCGAUCAUUACCUGGCUCUUGAGCGCCAUCUGCAAUUCUCACCUUAUAAAAAACCCGUAUCUCGUCGCUAAAAUAGUGGAAGUUCUUUUCGUGAUAAAUCUGUCGAUACCGAUGAAAUUGAAGAAUGUGUACGAGAAAUUCAUGGAUCACCCGAUGUCACAAACGGCAUUGCCGAGUGCGUUGAUGAAAUUUUACACGGACAUUGAAACGACGGGACAAAGUACAGAGUUCUACGAUAAGUUCACGAUACGAUUCCAUAUCAGCAUUAUUUUGAAGGGCAUGUGGGAGCGGCCGAUUCAUAAACAAGCAAUAGUGAAGGAAUCACGGUCGGGUCAUCAAUUCGUGAAGUUUAUCAAUAUGCUUAUGAACGAUACUACAUUCUUAUUAGACGAAUGCUUAACGUACUUGAAACGUAUACACGAAGCACAAGAUGCGGAGACAGCUGGAACGGGAAGCGAAUCGCGGACGCGUACGCUUGCGCAGGACGAAAGACAAUGUCGCUCAUAUCUUACUCUAGCUAGGGAGACAGUGGACAUGUUAGAAUAUUUAACUGUGGAGAUCAAGGAGCCAUUCCUUCGUGCUGAGUUGGUUGAGCGGCUUGCCACGAUGCUUAACUUCAAUCUUCAGCAACUCUGCGGACCUAAAUGCAAUAAUCUCAAGGUACGUCGCCCCGAGAAGUACGGCUGGGAGCCACGGAGACUGCUAAGUCAGCUAGUGGAUAUCUAUUUGCAUCUCGACUCACCACAGUUCCACGCCGCACUUGCUGCGGACGAGCGUUCUUUCCGCAAGGAGUUAUUCGAAGAGGCAGCUGUGAGAUUAGCCAAGUCCUGCAUCAAAACGUCUACUGAGAUCGAAAGGUUUAAAACUUUGGCCGACAAUGCAUACCAGAUCGCUAUUUCAAACCAGCAAAAGAGCGAAGAAUUCGCAGACGCGCCUGAAGAGUUCAGAGAUCCACUUAUGGAUACUCUGAUGACAGAUCCAGUCUUCCUACCUUCGGGCAAGGUUAUGGAUAGAUCUGUGAUCUUGCGGCAUUUGUUGAAUAGCGCGACCGAUCCCUUCAACCGACAGCCUCUUAGUGAGGACCAACUACGUCCAGCUUCGGAACUAAAAGAGAGAAUAAUUCAAUGGCAACGCGAGAAGAGAUCUUCGUAG
Messenger RNA from Pieris macdunnoughi, 3660 nucleotides. The record is from the annotation of a GenBank genome assembly. Lineage: Eukaryota; Metazoa; Arthropoda; Insecta; Lepidoptera; Pieridae.